ACGCGCCUCACGGAUCAAAGAGCGAAAUGUGUUGAUCGGCCUUUACUGGACAUUCAUUGAACGGGCUAAGGAUAUUCAAAGGAUGGAUUUGGAAAUGGUGAAUAUGUUCGUCAUUGCCGGUGGGACAUUGGCGAUACCAAUCGUGGCAUUUGUAGCCUCCUUCCUGCUCUGGCCUGCAGCACUUAUUAAAGUCUACCACUGGUACUGGCGGAGAAGGCUGGGAAUGCAGGUGGAUUAUGCAGAAUAUGAAGGAUAUCGCUUCUGUUAUUCUCACAGAGGGACUCCAAGCACACGGCCGUCUGUCCUCAUGUUACAUGGCUUCUCUGCACACAAGGACAUGUGGCUCGCCAUGAUCAAGUUUCUCCCUAGAAAUGUGCACUUGGUGUGCGUUGACAUGCCCGGACAUGAAGGCACCACACGGACCAGUGCCGUGGAUUAUUCCAUAGAGGGCCAAGUCAGACGCAUACAUCAGUUUGUGAAGAGUGUCCAGCUGAACAAAAAGCCUUUCCACCUGGUCGGCACGUCCAUGGGCGGAAAUGUCGCUGGAGUUUAUGCUGCACGUCACCCGUCUGAUCUCUGCGGUCUAACGCUCAUCUGUCCGGCAGGUCUUCAGUAUCCUACUGAAAGUACGUUUGUUCAGCGUUUGAGGGAACUGGAAAAGACUCAGGAUAGUGACGGGAUUCCACUCAUACCCUCCACACCAGAAGAGAUGGAGGAAAUGCUGAAAUUAUGCUCUUUCGUGCGCUUUAAGAUCCCUAAACAGAUUCUUCAAGGACUGGUUGACGUUCGCAUUCCAAACAAUGACUUCUACCGAGAGUGCUUCAUGGAGCUUGUAGGAGAGAAAUCGAGACACUCUUUACAUGAGAACAUGCAUCUCAUCUCAGCUCCUCUACAAGUGAUUUGGGGGAAAAAUGACCAGGUGCUAGACGUGUCUGGAGCUUCGGUUCUGGCUGAGGCCGUUCCGGGUUGCCAGGUUCAUCUCUUAGACAACUGUGGCCACUCUAUAGUGAUGGAACGGCCAAGAAAAUCUGCCCAGCUCAUGAUGGACUUUAUCAUCGCACAAAAGAACGCAGGGAGCAACAGCAAGAAGAAACGUUCCUAAGACUGGACUGUCUAUUUGUAUAAUGUAUGCAGGGCCGUAGCAAAGAAUUCUGGGCCCCCUGACUAUAUAUUGCUCUGGGCCCCUUUCUUCUUUAAAUAAUACAGUUUAAAAUUUGUUGUGGGCCCCCUGGACAUUUGGUCCCCUUGAAUCAUUACCACCUUUCACCCCACUAACUACGGUCCUGAAUGUUGGGUUUGGUGGUGCAUAAAAGUUAAGGAUCUUCAGCUGCAAACACAAAGCUUGUUGGUUCAAUCCCAAGAAAUGUUUAAAUUACAGAGAUCAUAGUACUGCUAUGUUAACCUUGUACCUUUGAGCUUGGCACUCAGUUGAACAGUCUGUGCAGUCUGUGCACUAAAAGAUGCUUUGGAUAAAAGCGUCUUUUGAAUAACAAGUACCAAUAUUUCCACUUUGUACGUAAUCAGAGAGAUAUUUUUUUAAGUGAAUGCUCAGGGAUGCAAACUAACCUCCGAUUUGAAGAAAAGCACUUAAGAAUCUAUGCAGAUACAAACCAACCUUAAUGUUAGCAAGUAAUGCAGAUAAAGACAUCCCUGCAUCCCUUAUAAAGGGGAAACAGCAGAAGUAAUUCUGACUGACUGAGCGAGAAGAACAUUUUGCAAGUGAUGCCCAAAAUGCCUCCAGUUCGACAGUAAAUUCCCCAUCAAUCACUGUCAGAAUCGAAUCAUAUACAGCAGGUAAUGCAAAAAUGCAGACAGAUGCCCUAAAACGCUGUCUAGACAGACAAAUCAAUAGAUAUUUUAUGCCCAUUCCUUUUACAUUGUUUCUAAUGUACGUUUCGGGCCAGUUUGACCGACUGUUUGGUGGUGAAACUCAUGUGAACAACAUAAAUACUGUAGAUUUAUUACUACAUGGAGUUCAUAUAACUUAUAGUCCAGGACACUUAAACAUACAAAGCUUGUAACAUUGGACAUGUGAUAUAAUCAUCUUUAAUAAGUAUUUUUGGAAUUAUGCAGACUAUUUAAUGAGUUUGUUUGGGUAUUCUUAAAUUAAACUGGUGAA
Messenger RNA from Xyrauchen texanus (razorback sucker), 2119 nucleotides. Its product is annotated as monoacylglycerol lipase ABHD6-like. NCBI's taxonomy places the organism in Eukaryota, Metazoa, Chordata, Actinopteri, Cypriniformes, Catostomidae. The record is from RefSeq and is a predicted model, not a curated record. The transcript is spliced from 9 exons. Bases 83 to 1102 code for a protein of 339 amino acids.